This is a messenger RNA of Dufourea novaeangliae, 8849 nucleotides long. It is a transcript of the gene hyd, whose product is annotated as E3 ubiquitin-protein ligase UBR5. NCBI's taxonomy places the organism in Eukaryota, Metazoa, Arthropoda, Insecta, Hymenoptera, Halictidae. Bases 197 to 8734 code for a protein of 2845 amino acids. The record is from RefSeq and is a predicted model, not a curated record. Gene Ontology annotation, molecular function: zinc ion binding; ubiquitin-protein transferase activity; ubiquitin binding. Gene Ontology annotation, biological process: regulation of double-strand break repair; DNA damage response; protein polyubiquitination. Gene Ontology annotation, cellular component: nucleus. The transcript is spliced from 37 exons.
UCGUGCGAACGAUAAAUUUAAACGCAUUUACGAAUACUUGAACGACGAGUCCGGUUCGUUCGAUUUCGUGAACACGUAACUGGUUGUUUCUACAGAAAACAUGGCUGAAUAUCGUUUCGACGGUAUGGUGAAAUUGUGUGUACGGAAUCAUUAAAACGACAUUCUGCUCAUUUGAACACGUUCAGCCACCGGCAAAAUGACGUCGAUACAUUUCGCUGUGCACCCGUUGCCCGGGACAGACGAUCAGUUGCACGAUAGGUUAAAAGAAGUGGGAGAGAAGAUCAAUAGAUAUGGAUUUGCAACAUUACCAGCUUUCAGUGGGCUAAAGAUUGCAGUAAAGCAUAUUGUUGUUGGACCAACACACAUUGCUCUUCUUACAGAGGACUAUAAAGUUUGCAGGGUUGCAUUUACAGUAUUGUCAGACAGAUUAGACUUGCGCAAAAAUGAACCAAAUAGAAACACAAAUAAGAGUCAUGUCGGGAGUUCAAAUUCAGCACCAAGCGGUGGUGGAAGUAGUGGAAGCGGAGGUAGAGGAUUAUCCAGAACACGCGCAAGAAUUAUGCGUGGUAGUUCACGAGGUGGUAGCAGCGGUGGAAGCAGUAGCGGAGGUAGGAUAGGCCCCCCAGGUGUAAUAAUGGGAGGAGGAAGCAGCAGUAGUUCGCGUCCUAUUGCACCAGUACCUGCACCAUUUGUGCCGGAAGACCUUAUUUCGCAAGCCCAAGUGGUGUUACAGGGAAAAAGUCGCAAUCUUAUUAUUAGAGAAUUGCAGCGUUCAAAUUUAGAUGUAAACUUAGCAGUAAAUAAUUUACUAUCACGGGAUGACGAAGAAGGUGAUGAUGCAGAAGAUGCAGCAGCAGACACCUAUGUUCCAGAAGAUCUCAUAUCUUUGUUGGAUGGUGGAUUUGGCAAUGAACAUUCUGUUAUAAUCGACGCAGAUUCUAUGUUCCCAGAAGACGUGUUCGGCUAUACGGGAAUAAGAAACCGUGGAAGUUCUUCGCGUCGAAUUGGCAAUGACAGAGAAGGCGAACGUGCGUCAGAACGAGACAGAGAUCGUGACAGUUUCAGUAGAUGGAGGGAUCGUCAAUAUAGCGGACCACGCCGUUGGUUAGAAACAGCACUUAGAGACUCGUGGGAAAAAGAUUCUGAUAAUAAAAAGAAAGAAUUGGCUUCUCAAAGUCCGUUAUGGAUAUCAGAAGAGUUGGAAUGGUGGCACGAACGUAGUACCGAUCCUGCUCCACGUUUCGUACAGAUUGCUUCACUUUACAGUGAAUUAAUCGCUGUGUCUGCCGGGGGUCAGUUAUAUCAGUGGAAAUGGUCCGAACCGGAACCAUACAAACAUCCAGAGAAUCCAAACAUACAUCAUCCGAAAGCUCCAUGGCUAGCUAUAACUGUAGAAAAAAUAGUUAAUAUAUCCGCGACGGCAAUUCGUUGUUCAGUUAGCACCGAAAGUGGCAAAGUAGCUACUUGGCUCGACGAACUUCUGGGACAUGUUGCUUCUCGACUCGAACAUCCAGCUCAGAGAUUCACUGAAUUUACACUGGACAAAAUAGUGUCACUCCACACUUGUGCUUUGUACACUGUUGCUAAACUGGAAAGCGGUACAUUAUAUUGGUGGGGUGUGCUACCAUUCACACAGCGCAAAAAGUUAUGGGAAAAGUACAAGGCUAAGUCGCGUAAAAACAGACCGUCGACGACAUCGUCGAAUGAUAUUAGUUAUGGCACGCAUGUUUGCAUGAAAAAUAGCCCUAUAUAUCAACCUGGAGCAAUAGGAUUCACAAUUGCUAAUGGAGUUCCAAAAGUGGGGCAAUUAUUGGUUGCUGCUUGGAAUUUAGAUUCAACAUGCAGAUUCAAAGUAUUACCGGCUGGAUCUCAUUUGCCGAACGCUAACGUGGACAAACGAGAAACAAGUGGAAACAGCGGAACGGGUACUAUUAAUAAGACAAAUCAUAAAGAGACUGCUGAUCGUCUUGACAUGCCUCCACCACCUUCACCAGCUUCAAGCACAUGUAGUGAUACUGGUAGCAUUACAACAAGUCACAAGAGACAGAAAAGAGUUGCGCCUCGAAGCGAAGGGGAAUCUGAACGAAAAGAUGAGGAGGAAUGGCAAUUGAAGGAUGUUGUUUUUGUAGAGGAUGUGAAGACUGUCCCUAUUGGUAAAGUUAUAAAAGUUGACGGUUACUAUGUUGCCGUGAAAUUCUUCUCGAAGGAUUCGAAGGAGAAAGAGAAAGAAAUUAAGGAAAAAGACUUCAACACAUCAGACUUCAAAGAUCUAACAGCGGAAGAGUCGAUCAAAUUAUUGGCUGAUUGCAGAUUGUUAAGGAAAGACGAGCUACAGGCGAUCAAGUCAUCCAUGAAUCCAAGGGCUCCAGAUUGUUUCCAAAGAACUCCUAGACGAGUAAAUAUUGCUGAGGGAUCUAACGACAGUAUCUUAACAAUUGCCAUGGAUGGUCAAGGUAUACAUGCAAUAGUGAAAACUGGAAACAAGUUAAGUUACGUGGUAUAUAAUUUGAGUACUGGAAGGCACGUACAGGAUUGCUAUAUUCCAUCAGAUAUAUCAUCGUUUUUGGGUUUACAACCUCAGAACAUCAGCCUUAUAAGUGCGGGAGAGAACAUCGAAUGUUCUAUGAUUCUUAGAGAUGGGAAUAAUACGAUCUAUCCGUUGGUAAAAGAUUGUGCUGGUGCUAUCCGUGAUCCACAAUGGUUAGAUUUAACUCCAGUAGUUUGUAUCGGCGCUUCGACCAUUCCUAUACCAAACUGUUCGUCCUCGAAUAAUAUGAAAAAUCAGGUGGCAGUUAUCGCAUUAGCGUUCGAUAACCAAUUGCUUAUGCCACGUAUACUGAGGUGCGAUUAUGACAGCGUGAAACAGGUGUUCUGUAACCUGGAACAAGAUCUCAAAAAUAAUCCGGGCCAAAUUCAGGCAAUAUUAACCGAACGUUGCGACGGUAAUCGCAAUAUUUUGCACGCAUGUAUCAGUAUGUGUUCACCGACUUCUAAUAAAGAGAACGAUCAAGGAAUAGAACGUGAACUUGUUACAAAUGCUGUCGAUGGUGCAUCCGCACCAAUCGAGGAACCUAUACCAACCUUGAGUUGGCCACCGGAAGCAUUUGACAACACGUCAGGGGAAGAAGACAGUUUACUUAGUAUCGGUGCUGCCAGUAUCUCCAUGAUGAAUAAAUCAGGUAAAAGUGUUGGAGCUGCGUCUAAUAACACUUACAUCGUCGACUCCGUUGAAAGAAGGAACAACGCAUUGCUUAUAUUAAAGUAUAUGUGCGAGAGUAACGUGUUACUCCCUCAUCUAAAAGAAUUGCUUACUGCAAAAGACGCGCAGGGUCAGACGCCAUUGAUGCUCGCCGUGUCGGUGCGCGCGUAUCACGCGGCUCUUAUCGUAUUGGAUACCAUUCAACGAGUUGGCAGAGACCAGAAAGAAUGCUCGGCCAUGAUACUACCUGCGGACGCGAAUCCUGACUUGUCACCUUUGUUCGUUACUUGCUGCAAUGACACCUGCAGUUUCACUUGGACUGGAACUCAGCACAUUGAUCAGAAUAUUUAUGAGUGCAGAACCUGCGGUUUAACUGGAUCGUUGUGCUGCUGCACAGAAUGUGCCCGUGUUUGCCACCGAGGACACGAUUGCAAAAUAAAAAUCACGUCGCCCACGGCUUAUUGCGAUUGUUGGGAGAAAUGUAAAUGCCGCGCUCUAAUCGCCGGCCAUCAAGGCGCUCGUUACCAACUAUUGUGUCGCCUUGUAGUGAAUACCGAUCUCGCGGUAAAAAUAAACUCACGAGGAGAGAGCAUCUUGCUGUUCUUAGUUCAGACUGUGGGCAGACAAGUUAUGGAACAGAGACAAUGUCGUUCAGCUCUACGACAGCGAUCGACGUCUGCUAAUCGCAAAGGAACUUCUUCCGACGGAGUGGACGCAGAUUUGGAUAUGCCAGAUCAUGACCUAGAGCCACCCCGUUUUAGCCGAAAAGCUUUAGAGAGAUUAUUGAACCACUGGCCAGCAAUCCAGUGUAUGAUCAUGUCAGGUGUUACUCCGAAUGGGAACGAUCAGUUAUUUGGUGAUCAAGGACAGACUUGUCGUCAGAGUGGCACCGCAUUGCUCGACAAAUUCACUCAUUCGAUCGUGGUCAAGUGUAGUGGAGAGAUGCUAGACAUUCUGCUUACGACCAUAGUACGGGAACUGCUAAACGAUUCUGUUCCGGGACGACAGGAAGAAGCGAACAUCGUGGCGCGGCGGUUUGUGCGAUCUGUAGCUCGAAUAUUUGUUAUUUUCACAAUAGAAAUGGCACCGGUGACAAAGAAAAGGAACACGACCCCGGUUUCACAACCUUUGGUGAAAUGCCGCAAAGUGUUCGCAUCGCUGAUCAAAAUGGCGGUCGAAGAAUUAUGCGAGACUGCUGAUUCUCUGAUAGCACCCGUAAGAUUGGGCGUCGCUCGACCUACGGCACCUUUCACGCUGACUUAUUCGGCGAUCGAGGUGAUCAACGGCUCGGAGGAGCUGUUCUCUAUAGAACCGUUAAUACCUCACAGCGGUGUCAAUUCGCAGGCUCACGAUCCGACUUUGCAAACGCAACAAGGGAACAACAAUAUAACCAUCGCUAGAAAUGUUGCCGCUAUGGAUGAAACCGAAGGUGGUGAAGAAGGUCCUAUGGAUGUAGAUGGUGAUAUAAGUGAACAUGAAGAAUCUGGGGUUUCCGGAACCGUGGCCGGACAGCCAUUGGGUGAAAUGGACAAUAAUGCUGGAGGUGUGGGCGAAGAACAAGCGGGUGAUGGUGAAUCGGAUACGGAACUCGAUCUUCUCGCGGAAGCAGAAACAGAGUCGGAUUCGGACGAUAACCAUAGUAACCAGGAUGCAGCGUCCGCGCAACGCAGCGUGCAAACCGGCGCUACAGCUGGCUCCGACGGCGGGAUGGGUUCAAUUUUGUUGUUCCCUGAGGACGAGUCCGGUGAAUCGAGCCAGCAGGAAGACGACGAAAGCGAGGCGGGAGAGACCGAUGAACAAGAUAACGAAGACUUUCAGAUUGGCGACGAACAACUGGAGCGGCGAAGUGGUUCGACUGGUCAUUUACACCGCAACAAUCUCGCGCCCGUUUCUAUGCAAUGGGCGAUACGCAAUCGCGAGACAAGCACGCGUGCAUCGGGACUACGGGUAACAGGUGGCAGUAGUCUGGUUUUUAUUGAUUCUGCAUCUUUAAGACGCACUACCGCAACGUCUGCUGUUGCAGCCACCCAAGAACCCAUUACUAUGGGUACUACUACCAUUUGUUUGGCACGUGCAUUUGGGCUUGUUAUUCGACAGAUAGCCGAUCUUUUAGUUAUGAUGCAAGACUAUCAGAAGCAGGCGCCAUUUUUGCCACGGCAGUUGGAAGUCACCUACCAGGAUUCGUUGAAUUUACAGGUUUAUCUCGAAACGCAUUUAAAGCCAACAUGGGAUUGGUUGUUGACGGUGAUGGACGCCACGGAAGCACAGCUUAGAUUCGGCGUAUCCCUGACACGUAGUGCGGACCCUACGCACCCUGAACACCCGUUAAACAAUGCCCCGUCGCUUUCCGGUGGCAAUUUUACCGGGUUACUGAACACCGCCGCUUUGUCGUUGACAUUACAGUCUAAUACAGGUCGGACUCAACGCAGCGGUAUCGCUACCAGCACCAAUAUCUCGACACCGCAAGCUUCUACAAGACUCACCGUUGGUUUUGCAGGCGUUGGUGAACCUUCACGUAAUAGUAGAGAGUGCGAAGGUAGCGACGUACACCUGGCCCGACGUGAAUUUUUAUCUUAUUGUUUGUCUUUGAUGCGUGCCCACAAUGCGGAGCACAGAGACAGCCUGCCUGUAUUAGAUGUUUCAUCGUUGAAACACGUAGCUUACGUAUUCGACGCUUUAGUAUAUUACAUGCGUUCGAUUUUGGAACCUAUGCCAGCCCGUGGUGAAACGCCAAAAGAGUCGUCCAGUUACUCCGGUUGGAACGACCAGGACGAGAAUGACAACGACGAAGGCGAAGAAUAUAAUUCUCCCGUGCCUACAGCUAUGGAGACAGAUUCCGUCGACUAUCCGGAUUUACUUCAGGUUCCCGUUUGCGGGUCUGGAAACAAUAAAGACAGUACGCCGAAAGGUCGGAAACACCCAUUCUUGCAAAGAUCCGAUUCUACUCUGUGCCUCGGUUGUCCGCCUCUUGAUCCAUUCGACACGGUGAUGAGCGAGGCGUUGCCACUGGCCGAUCAGCCGCAUUUAUUGCAACCUCACUCGAGGCGCGAGGAUUUAUUUGGUAUACCAAGGCAACCGGCGACGAAUGCGAAUUCUAGUCAGAAUCCUUUAGCAGGAUUGCCCACGAGGCUCGGUUUGUCCGCGCGUGGCACCGAUAAACAGAAUACAGUUAUGCCCACGCUCAGUCAGAUUAUCCAAGGACCUGCCUUGUUCGCACCGACGGAUGCUAGACGUAGUUCUGUUUCAGUUGGAGGAGACUCGUCGUCGUCCUCGUCGUCGUCGUCGACAUCAUCGUCCUCCACAAAAUACACGGAGAAGGGAAAAUCGUUAACGAGCGAUAAUCAUUCGCUUGUCGCGGAACAAAUCGAUCGAGCCCCGAUUAUAGUUUCUACUAAUAAUCAAAACGAUCCAUCAGGAAGUACCAAAAAUAAUAAGGAACUAUGUAAAACGAGUAGAAGCGUUAUUGUUAGAGCUGGAACUGUCUCGGAACCGAAUGCGAAUAAACCAGGCGCACCGGAAGUCCUGGUUGUGUCCACCGUUGAAACGCAAAACGUGUCGGAGGAUGUCGAUCCGGCUGGUUCGAGUCAGGAAAUAUCGGCUCACGAAACGGUCGAGACGAGUCCGGUGGAAAACGCCCGGACGGUUUCGUCCAUUGGAUCGAAUAUAUCCCAUAAUAUUUUACUGGGACGUUGGAGAUUGUCACUCGACUUAUUCGGUAGUGUUUUCAUGGAGGACGUUGGAUUAGAACCCGGCUCGGUUGUGCCUGAAUUGGGUGGGUUUCCCGUCAAGGAAGCGAAAUUUCGCAGAGAUAUGGAGAAACUCCGUAAUUCACAACAAAGAGACAUAACUAUGUUCAAACUCGAGCAAGACAGAACGCAGUUACUGGUGCAAACAAUGAAAGAAUUAAACACACAGUAUAAUUUAUAUAAUAGACGUGCCACUAGUACGCCACCAUUGGCAGUGCAUCGCGUCAAAGUGACGUUCAAAGAUGAACCUGGUGAAGGUACAGGAGUUACCAGAGUUUUUUAUACUGCGAUCGCGGAGGCGUUGCUCGCUAAUGAAAAACUGCCGAACCUCGAAGCAGCACAAGUGGGAUCAAAAUACACGCAAUACAACGUUCUUCAAAAGCUAAAAAGUCGCGAUCGUGAUCGUGACAUAAGACGACAAAAUCCUCGAUCCUCUGGAAAAUGCCGUGAAAUACGUAGACCGUUAUCCUUCGAGGCUCGUUCUUUCCAUCCAUCCGGUUCCGUCGAAGGGAGCAGUAAUGCUGGACCUGGUAGCUCAUCCUCCAGUUCCCACCCGUUACCCGUCAGUCAUCCAAUAAAUGACCACUUGACCAUGCAUCAACAACAACUCGGGGAGAGACUGUAUCCAAAAGUUUACGCAUUGCGGCCCGCGUUAGCUGAAAAAAUCACUGGUAUGCUCCUGGAACUAACCCCAGCGCAAUUGUUGAUGCUACUGGCAUCGGAGGACACUCUCCGGCAGAAAGUGGAAGAAGCAUUUGAAUUGAUCCACAGCCAUAGCCAGGAUUUAGCGAGCGAGGCGCUGUUGGAUCUGGAUGUGUUCAGUUUAACCGCACGCUGCGGAGCGAACAAGAAAAAGAUCGAGAACAGUAUUCUGGACGACACGGAGGACAAUGCUCCUCUGUUCUAUUCGCCGGGAAAACGUGGCUUCUACACGCCGCGACAAGGAAAGGCCAGCUACGAACGACUGAACGCGUUCAGGAAUGUGGGCAGACUCAUAGGAUUGUGUCUUUUGCAAAACGAGCUGUGCCCUAUAUUUCUGAAUCGUCACGUGAUAAAAUAUAUUUUGGGACGGCCGAUACGUUUCCACGACCUUGCGUUCUUUGACUCUGUAAUUUAUGAAAGUCUACGACAACUUGUUAUUGACUCUGAGACCAAGGACAGCAACAGUCUAUUCUCUGCGCUUGAUCUUACGUUCAGUAUUGAUUUGUGUCCCGAAGAAGGAGGGGGGUCGAUUGAACUUAUACCAAACGGCCGUGAUAUAGAAGUAACAGCAAGCAACGUUUAUGAUUAUGUACGAAAGUACGCUGAAGUUCGCAUGAUUAAGGUACAGGAGAAAGCAUUGCACGCGAUGAGGGAAGGGGUGUUCGAUGUGCUUCCGGAAGGGGCACUCGACGGCUUAACAUCCGAAGAUCUGAGACUUCUUUUAAACGGAGUUGGUGAUAUCAACGUUUCCGUUCUGAUAUCCUAUACCUCGUUCAAUGACGAAUCAAGAGAGUCUGUGGACAGGUUAGCAAAGUUCAAACGAUGGUGGUGGUCUACCAUUGAAAAAAUGUCGAACACAGAACGCCAGGAUCUGGUGUAUUUUUGGACAGGAUCUUCAGCAUUACCUGCAAGUGAAGACGGUUUCCAACCAAUGCCAAGUGUAACACUACGGCCAGCAGAUGAUGCUCAUCUACCAACUGCAAAUACAUGUAUUUCUCGACUAUACGUUCCAUUGUACAGCUCUCGUCACGUAUUAAGACAUAAACUACUACUUGCUAUCAAGGCAAAGAACUUCGGAUUUGUAUGAAUAUAUAUAUGAUAUAUAUAUUAUGUGACCAUGUUUUGUGCGCAAUAGUUCUAAAAAGAAGUCACACUACUGAUAAUGAUAUAAGAAAAGAAGUUUUAUGUUGUUACUUUUUUCC